Molecule: messenger RNA, 2055 nt
Organism: Malassezia japonica
Lineage: Eukaryota; Fungi; Basidiomycota; Malasseziomycetes; Malasseziales; Malasseziaceae
Gene: NOC4
Product: Maturation and nuclear export of 40S ribosomal subunits interacting protein
Exons: 1
Coding region: 1-2055 (684 amino acids)
Biological process (GO): ribosome biogenesis
Cellular component (GO): nucleolus; small-subunit processome; Noc4p-Nop14p complex
Source: RefSeq, a predicted model, not a curated record
AUGAAGCGAGGAGCAAGCGAGGCGCCGCUGGAGCGCGUCAAGGCCAUCCAGGCGCAGCUUGCUGCGUCUACCGAUUUAAACCCGGUCGUAGAGCUGCAGGAGAUUGUGCGCUCACUGCAUAAGCAGCUCGUCGACGGCGACGAAGACAGGUCGCACCUCAAAGCACUCACGCUGGCCGUUCGUGUAGUGUCGCAGAGCUUUGUGGCGCUCUGUGCAUCCGGAACGCUGGAUGUGGCGCAUGUAACCGAUGCUGGACGCCUCGCGCUUGGCGAGGCGAGUGCUGAUCCCGCCGCACAAGUCGCGCGCUGGCUCAAGGAGCAGUGGAAUACCUUUAUUGACUUGGUGCACGAGACACUUCUCUGCUCGCCCGUGUCGUCGGUGCGCCUCGCGGCUCUCGAGGUAAGCAUGGCACUCGAGUCGGCUGCGUCCGAGGCGCUUGCCUCCGACGAGGCCGGUAAGCAUACAGGAAAGUGGUCGACGUCGCCGUUCCGCCUCCUCGUCCGCACGCUACUUUUCCGCGACGUGGCAGAGGACGUAAUUGAUGCGCUUGCCGAGUCGUACCUCGAGGUUUACGAUGAUGUGCGCUACUCGUUCUGCCGCGAAGUGAGCCGCAUCCUGCGCGCAAUUCCGGAUGCGAGCGCAAUGAACCAGCAUGUCCGCUCGCGCGCGCGCACGCUGCUGGCACGCAUCACUGCAAUUCCGACCAAGGAGUCGCACCUCAACAACUUCCUUGUGCCGCACCUUGCCAAAGCCCCGCCGAAGAAAAAGGCCAAGAAAAGUACAAAGCCCAAGUUUGGCGAGGACGGCGAAGGAAGCGACGACGAGACGAUCAAAGAGGCUGAAGAGUCUGCGCCGAUGUUUUCCGACACGGACGAGGAGAUGGACGAGGAGCCGAGUGCACCUGUGUCUGGCCACGGCCGUCGCUCGCGCCAGCGGGGCAAGGGGCUACGUGAGUCGAUGCACGGCCUUGCUGCGCAGCGCCAGGCUUUUGCCGCUGCGUGGCUGAGUUUGCUGCUGCCUGCGUCGCACGUCGACGCGAGUGGCGCGACCGUCGUCCAUGGUGGCACCUUUUCCCUCGCCGAGACGCACGACACGCUCGUGCGUCUGCAUGCACAGAUUCUUCCCCAUCUGCCCAAGCCGAAUAUGCUCCACGACUUCCUUGUCGACUGUCUGGAUGCGCGUGGGACGACUGCGCUGCUUGCGCUGAAUGGUCUGUUUACGCUGAUUGUGUCGCACAAUCUCGACUACCCCGCCUUUUACACUCGCCUGUACGCACUCCUCGAUGCGUCGGUGAUGCAUACCAAGUACCGCUCGCGCUUCAUGCGCAUGCUCGACACGUUCCUGGGCUCGUCGCACCUCCCGGUUGCGAUUAUCGCGUCGUUUCUCAAGCGCCUGAGCCGACUGUCGCUGCGUGCGACGCCUGCGGCGAUUGUCGAGAUUGUGCCGUUUGUGUGGAACCUGCUCAAGCGGCACCCCAGCUGUAUGCCGAUGAUCCACCGCGAGUGGGAGGGCGACCAUCUUGCCGUCGGCCCCAGCGGUCUGCAGGACGGAUUUGAUGCGCGCGAGCCGAACCCCUUGUACACGGGCGCGCUGGAGAGCUCGCUGUGGGAGAUUGCGUCCUUUGGCGCAUUCCGCCUCAGUCAGACGCAGCAGCAGCGUGGCGGCGAUGCCGGCGGCGACACGCACUACCUCGGUGCGGUGACGACCUUUGCGAGCAUCCUUGCCGAGCCCUUUACGCAGCAGCGCUAUGUCCUGGAAGAGUUCCUCGACACGACGUACGGCACACUCUUUGACAACGAGGCGCGCAAGACGCUGCAGCACAAGGAAAAAGCCAAGCGCCGUGCGCCGCCUGCGACCGAGCCGCUGGACGUGACGCUGGCCGUGCCGCCCAUGCUGCCCGGCAAGUCGGGCAAUGUCGACGUGGCGAUCCGCCGCGAGACGCGUAAGCGCCUGCGGCACUAUGCCUUCCCCACACAAGAUAAGGAAGAGCUGGACGAGGCGCGGCGCGCGACCAUGUCGUACGAUGCGGUGGCCGAGCUAUGGACGAUGGCCUAG